AUGUUGAGAGAAAGCAGAAGAGUAUGCUUUAGUCCUGAUGUCAAUGAGAAACCAACCAUCUUUCUCAAUCAUGGUGGGGGAAGAGUAUUAGGAAACAGGAAGAGGAUCAUUGGACCUUGGACUUUCAAAGACCCUAUUUUGUCACCUGUGAGAUUCCUAAUAAGGCUUGGAGCAAAGGUAGCAAGUUCAGUAAGAGUUGUUUCUAUGAGAAGGAGAUCAUGCAGGAAGGUUUCUUCAUCCACUUUGGUCAGGUCACGUUCAUUAUCAGACCUCACUGAUUCAUAUCGUGCUAAAGCUGUAGAAGAUUGCAUUGAGUUCUUACAUUCUUCUUCCUCAAGGGAGAGACCAAGUUGA
Molecule: messenger RNA, 354 nt
Organism: Gastrolobium bilobum
Lineage: Eukaryota; Viridiplantae; Streptophyta; Magnoliopsida; Fabales; Fabaceae
Exons: 1
Coding region: 1-354 (117 amino acids)
Source: RefSeq, a predicted model, not a curated record